Molecule: messenger RNA, 1686 nt
Organism: Trypanosoma theileri
Lineage: Eukaryota; Euglenozoa; Kinetoplastea; Trypanosomatida; Trypanosomatidae
Product: protein kinase
Exons: 1
Coding region: 1-1686 (561 amino acids)
Biological process (GO): protein phosphorylation; intracellular signal transduction
Cellular component (GO): nucleus; cytoplasm
Molecular function (GO): protein serine/threonine kinase activity; ATP binding
Source: RefSeq, a predicted model, not a curated record
AUGUCGCUAAACAAAAGCAUUUGUCGUCAUCCAUUGGCGUCUAAACGAUAUUUGAUGAUAUUCCGCCAUGAGGGUGAAGAGAUAUCAGAAAUGUUUGAAUUGCCUACACGAUAUGAGGCGUUAGCGCCUCUUGCGAAAGGGGCAUAUGGAUUUGUCUGUGCUGCGAGAGAUAAUGAAUUGGUAGAGAAAUUUCAAUUAGAUCCACCUGCUGGGUAUCAUGAUAGUGAACUCACAGGUAAGGAACGGGAGGAAAUGUAUGAUGAAUGUACAACUGUUGCGGUAAAGAAAUUACGAGAGUUGUUUGAACGUAAUCAACCACGAAUGUGGCUUUGUGCUUCUCGCGAGAUUCAAUUGAUGAUGGCAUUUAAACAUGAUAAUGUAAUGUCGGCAACAGAUUUCUUUAUUCCAUUAGGUGAAUGUGAGACCAUGACGUAUGAGUCUGUGGAUUAUCUUCGACGUACCUUUGAUAGUGUUUAUAUUGUAAUGAAGAAGAUGGAUUACACUUUACGUGAAGUGCUGGAAUCUACAGUAUUUCAUGUGGAGGACGAUAACAAUAACAAUAACAACGAUAACACAUUAUUAUCAUCGGAAAAGAAUAUACAUGAAGAAAAGAAAGAAGAAAAAGGAGAAGGAGAUGAGAAUAAUAAUAAUAGUGAUAAUAAUAAUGAUGAUAAUAGUGGUAUUUGUAUUAGUCAUUCUGGAGAAGAAACUCAAUUAAACACCGUAACAGAUUCUGUAGAUAGUAAUGAGGGAAACAAAUUAUAUAGUAGUAGAUGUUUACGAUGUCCAUAUACAGAUCUCGUCCUCCACCCUCUUUCUCGUGAAUACCGAAUGUUUAUACUUUAUCAAUUAUUACGAGGUGUGGGAUAUAUGCAUUUAUGUCCAGUUAUGCAUCGUGAUAUUAAACCAGAAAAUAUAAUGUUAGAUAGAAAUUAUAAUACAUGUGUGUGUGAUUUUGGUCAAGGUCGAGAUGCGGCGGUUUCUGAAAAGAAUGGAAUUCUUCAAACUUAUUUAGAUAACUGUACACAAUGGUAUGCCGCACCAGAGACAUUAACACUCACACAUUUACCAGCAUCUGUUGGAUUUGUAGAUCAAAUGAGUUUUCAUGGUGCUGAUGUUUGGUCUAUUGGAUGUAUUGCGGCAGAGAUGUUAAUGGGAAGACCACUGUUUUAUACGAAACAUCGUAGUGGAAUGGAUCAAUUACAAUCUAUUAUGCAAGUACUUGGGGAACUUUCAAAUGAGGAUGUAAAGAAUAUUUUACAAUAUAGAGAUCAGGAAACACGAAGGGUAUUUCAUGAUGUCUUAAUGGUGGAAAAGGAACGCUUUAUUGGAAAGACAUCCACAUUACGAAAUCUUCUUCAAAGUCCAUAUAAUGAUGUAGAUGAGGAGGAAAUUAAAUUAAUUGAAAAUUUUCUCUGUUAUAGUCCUAAUCGUCGAAUGACAAUUAAAGAAGCUCUUCAUAGUCCAUUCUUUAUGAAUGAAGGCUAUACACCAGUGAUUGAUCCAGAUGAUACCGCUACUAAAGUAAAUGCAGUGCAGGCAAGUGAUAUUGUAGGAGCAGUGAAGGGCCGUGAGUUUCUUUGGUCACUUUUUCUGGAAAGACACCCGGAGGUGCAGGAACUUAUUAGAGUCCUGCAGAGAAAGAGUGAGGAUAGGAGGAAUUAUAAUAAUAAAGAGGAGAAUUAA